UAUAUUAAGUGGCACCCUUGUCGGGUCCGUAGUCGGGCAUCGCAAGCCUGGAUCCAUGGGCCCAAUGUGCACGAGUCGACCCUAGGCUAUGGAGAAGGCGGACCAUUUGCUUGGAAAGUGACGGUCAUGAUAAAUAGCUGACCUUCUCCCGUGUCCGAGAUGAGCGCAUCACACUACCUGUCACAGAAAAGCAAGGCCUCCACCCAGCACAGUCAGCCUGCGACCUUUCCAACCUCCACUGUCUUAUACAAAACGAGCUUGACCGAGUCUCACCGCUGGCUCACUGCCCUACGCAUCUUCAUAGCAUCGCCGCAGCAUGGCACCUCACAUGGACGCACCUUCACCCAGUGGUAGCUUGAGAAGUAGUCUCGAUGGACCACGCUACAACAGCCUCAGUUUUGCGCCCCGCCAGCGUGCCCUCGAUGGGUAUCGUUCGUCGUCAGAGAGUCUCACCGAUGGUGCAUCAACGAUCGCCGACGUCCACAUGUAUAGGCCCCUGAUCCCGGGCGUCUAUGUGCCUACCAUGUGUUUCUUCGAAGCCAAAACUGAAGAUGUCGAUACCACAACCAUAGCGCAGCACGCGGUGCGCCUGGCGCGCGCGGGCGUCACUGGGCUAGCAACUCAGGGCUCUAAUGGAGAAGCGGUUCAUCUCACGCAUGCGGAACGAUAUACUGUCACAGCAACCACACGACGCGCUUUGAAUGAAAAUGGGUUCUCACACUUGCCUAUCAUUGUGGGCUGUGGCAGUCAGAGCACGAAAGAGACCAUUGAGUACUGCCGCGAGGCAUAUGAGGCCGGCGGCGACUACGCCCUGGUUCUGCCGCCUUCGUACUAUGCUGGCCUUUUUGCACCUGCUUGCGAGACGAUUAUCGAGUACUUCCACACCGUGGCGGACAGCUCGCCCAUUCCCUUGUUGAUCUACAACUUCCCCGGAGCUGUCGGUGGCCUCGACCUGUCGUCCGAUAUCAUCAUCAAACUAUCUCGCCAUCCUAACAUUGUCGGUGUCAAGCUUACUUGUGGCAACACUGGCAAGCUGAACCGCGUCGUCUCUGCGACACGGCGCUUGACCAAGCUCUACGACUACGACCACCCUGAAUUCGUGGUCCUCGGUGGAUCGGCCGACUUUCUCGUCCAGACACUUGCCGCUGGCGGCCACGGGAUCCUAGCGGGGCUGGCCAACCUCGCUCCCAAGGCCUGUCUGUCGACAAUGCGCCUUUACCGGGAAGGGUCGAUGGAGGAAGCUCAGCAUCUGCAGGACACCUUGUCGGAUGGUGACUGGACCGCUAUUCAGGGCGGCGUCGUCGGGACAAAGGCUGGCCUGCAGGCGUGGCUUGGGUACGCCGGGUACGCAAGAAGCCCUCUCCCCAAACCGACGGAGGAGCAGGCGCAAAAGUGGAAAGAUGGAUUCAAGUCGCUCAUGGAAUUGGAAAAGUCUCUCGAUUGAGGGUGGGCGUUGAAAAGUCUCCAUUGUACGAAUUACCCGAGCUCUUCAAGACUGAAAAUGGAAGGGAGGAAAGUUGAGAAGCAGGUCGAAGAUUGGUUGCACAGUAUCAAGCUACUGCGCUUUGUUUGUUUCUCUCUCUUUGCACCGCUUUGGGACCGUCGGAAAAUGGGAGAACUCUUGUUGCUGGCGUUCUUAUUUUGAAACAAGCGGUCGGCAAAUGUCUAUACGGGGCAAUGUGUAAUCAGUUACCAUUUCAGGUGGUAUCAAAUGGCCUCCAGCAAAGCAAAUGGCACUCGGGCUUGAUGAGUUCCAUUUCCUCGAUAACUGUAUUGAACUCCCACUCUGAGAACAUCUGCAUCAAGAUUGCU
Molecule: messenger RNA, 1812 nt
Organism: Emericellopsis atlantica
Lineage: Eukaryota; Fungi; Ascomycota; Sordariomycetes; Hypocreales; Bionectriaceae
Product: dihydrodipicolinate synthetase
Exons: 1
Coding region: 317-1444 (375 amino acids)
Molecular function (GO): 4-hydroxy-tetrahydrodipicolinate synthase activity
Source: RefSeq, a predicted model, not a curated record